ACAUAAAUGGAAAAUAAGAAAUAGAAAGAGACAUAAAAGAGGAAAAGAAAGGUCACGGUGAAAAUAAUGUCCUUGAAUUUGUCAUGUCGGUAUCUCCGGUUUUAUAUCGUGUUCAUUAUUUCUUUACAGAGAGCGGGGGAAUAAAGAAAGAUAUAUAUAUAUAUAUAAAGCAAACUCAGUGAACAGGAAUUGAUGUGCCUUAAAUAGUGAUCUCAAGAAAAGAAAGAAAUAAUGAAAAAAUACUGACAAAAAAUAAUAAAACAACUUUGACUUCCAGGUACACAUUUACAACAUUUUUUUCUCCGUCCAUGACUUCCAAAGCAUAGUAUUGCAUCCUUCCAGUGAAUCGAAAGAGAGAAAAAUAGACUGAGGAGAGACAGAGAGAAGAAUAAGAGAAGAGAGAGAAAAUAGAAUAAAAGGAAGGGAGGAAAGGGAAAAGAUAGAGAAAAGGCGAAAGAGAGAGCGAAAAGAUAUACAAAAGAGAGAACUCAGAUAAAGAAAAGAAAAGAAAGAUCAAAGCUUGAAAAAAGAAAAUUGAACAUCGUUGCUCACAUUUUCUCUAAGAUCAGAUCGGACCUUAGAGGAUUCCGUAGCUUAAAAAUCAUUGGACUUAUAGCGUGACGUUGCUGGUGCUGCGUUCCCACAGGGCUUGUAAUUGGCUCUCAGCUGGCACUGUUAACAAACCAGCUGGCGCCUUUACCAACCAAGAUGCGAUCGUCUUCUGGAUCCUCUUCUGCCUCCGUUCCUUCGCAGAAGAAGUCUCUCCUGCUGGAGUGACAAGUAGCUGGAAAGGGAUUCGCAUCCCUUCUUAUCGAUUCUCAUUUGUUUGCGGAUACUGAUCCAGGAAUUUAUCGCAAAGAAUCGUAUCGUCAGGGCUACCAACCUCACCGACCAUCAUGGCGGAAUUGAACCGGAGUUUGACUGCGAUGGACUGGCUUCCUCGCCUCAACGCCCGCGGUGCUCUGAGCGCGGGCGGGAUCUGGCUCGAGGGCGUGAAUGAUCCUCCAGAACUCGUGCAGGCUGACUCUUCCACCCCGCCCUCGCCGCCCACUAAUAGCAAGCCUCCAUAUAGUUACGCCAACCUGAUCACCCUCGCCAUUAACAGCAGUUCGAAGCGGAAGAUGACGUUGGCGGAAAUCUAUCAGUGGAUUAUUGAUAACUUCCCUUACUAUCGUCAAGCGUCGGCGGGCUGGAAGAACUCGGUGCGCCACAACCUCUCCCUGAACAAGUGCUUCAAGAAGGUUCCGCGGACGAAGGACGACCCGGGCAAGGGCUCCUACUGGGCCAUCGACGCCUCCUACACGGCCGAGGAGAGUCUCAGCAAGAAGAGGAAGCAGUCGUGUCCUAGGAACUCGGUGCGCCACAACCUCUCCCUGAACAAGUGCUUCAAGAAGGUUCCGCGGACGAAGGACGACCCGGGCAAGGGCUCCUACUGGGCCAUCGACGCCUCCUACACGGCCGAGGAGAGUCUCAGCAAGAAGAGGAAGCAGUCGUGUCCUAGGUUCAACCCGUACCUGACGUUCUGCAACAGCAACAGCAACAGCAACGACUCCUUGACUUUGGGCGGAAAAGCAGCUUCCGUCCCCGCGUCGUCGGUGAGUGUGUCGACGGCGGCGGCAGCGGCGAUGGCAGCGGCGGCGGCGGCGGCGGCGGGUCCCGGGGGCGGCGACCUGCACCGGAGGACCAACACGGCGCUCAUCAGCCCUUGGAACAACUCGCUCGAACCGUGGCCGCAGUCGCAGAUCUGGAAUCCAGGAUCUGAAGGGCUGGUGCUGGACGGGCGGCCCGGCGCUGCGGCGGCCGUGAACGUGACCGGGGCGAGCACGGGCGUCGUGGGCGCGGGCGACGGCGACGUGCUGUGGCGAGACCCGGUGGACGGCAUCACCAUGAAGGACUGCGACCUCAACCUGCUCAACAACCUCACGCCGGAGCUCCUGCGGGAGUACGCCGACUUCCUCACCACCACGGCCAACUCGGCCCCGCCCGCGAGCUGCGUGGGCCAGCCCUGCGGGCCGCACGCCACGCCCGUCAACGGCGCCGUCAAUGGGCUGCGCGGCGUCGCCCUGGACCCCGGCCCCGUCCCGCUGCCGCCCACGUCCGGAGAGACCAUCGAGACGCUCGUGGCGGACCCGCUGCUGGUGUCGAACGCCGUGCCGCCCGAUGACGUCCUCCGCUCGCCGCAGCAGGUCAGCAGCCCCGCCGAGCUCUCCCUGGACGGCAGCUUUAACCUGGGCGUGCAGGAGGAGUGCGGCGAGCGCGACGCCCCGCCCGUGUCCACCAUCAGCGAGUCGGUGAGCGCCGCCGGCCACGGCUCGGGCGGCACCGUCACCAUCAUGAGGAGAGAGCCCGCCCCGCUGAGCCCCCGGACGCUCUCGGAGCCCCUGGCGCGGCUCCUGGCGCCCCUCACGCCCCCGGGCCAGUCGAGGGCGUCACUCGAGACGGAGGGCCCCGCGGACGACGAUGGGCUGGAGGGCGCGCUGGUGCGGGGCCUGGCGGAGGACAUGGAGGCCAUCCAGGUGGGCCUCAUCACGGGCUCGGGCGUCCACUCCGACGACGAGGAGAUCACCGACGACUUCAACUGGGACAAGCUGCUCUAG
Molecule: messenger RNA, 2597 nt
Organism: Penaeus indicus
Lineage: Eukaryota; Metazoa; Arthropoda; Malacostraca; Decapoda; Penaeidae
Product: forkhead box protein O4-like
Exons: 7
Coding region: 897-2597 (566 amino acids)
Biological process (GO): regulation of transcription by RNA polymerase II
Cellular component (GO): nucleus
Molecular function (GO): DNA-binding transcription factor activity, RNA polymerase II-specific; RNA polymerase II cis-regulatory region sequence-specific DNA binding
Source: RefSeq, a predicted model, not a curated record